UGCCCUCCGACUUCGUCGCGUACACAUCCCUCCCAGCGGAGAUCGUGGCUACUCGUCGGCGACGUGUUGCCAAUCGCGUUACGCGAUCGUAGGCAUACGUGAGAGGGAGUGCGGCAGUACCGGGACCCAUACGUCUCUCCUUUUAUCCGCCUAUCGCACGUUCGCCGGUGGAUGCGUUCGUGAUACUGCGACUGUCCGAGAAAGCCCGCUCGCUUUCGCAGUCACGAGAAGAGGGAAGGGGAGGAGCGAAAACGGAAAUUGAAAACGACGGUGAAGCAAUCCAACCGGUGGGACCGGAGGGAGAGAAACUGAACUUCAUUCCGCGCGGAAUUGCGGAGCUCGCCUUGGAGUUUCUCUCGAUUACAUCGCCACGGUAUUUCUGUUCGUAUCUCAGGAAUUAUCUCUGAAGAUCCGUCGACGGAAACGUCCGGUCUGAUUAUUGGGGAUUUUAUUACCGGUCACCCCGGUGAGAGGAUACCCCGACAGAAAAAAUCGCUCUUCUUCCAAGACACCCGCGCGAGAGAAGCGCUUCGCGCAAUCGUUCGUAGGAUUUCGGAGCAAUCGCUACGUGAUAACGGCGACUGUCGUCUCUGUUCGAUAUAAUCGCUCGAUAGGAAUCCUUGGUGAAGUGGGACAACAUCCUUUAUAGUUUCCUCGAAUAACAAACGAAAGGUUCAAGCGUACGGUGGUCGAGAGAUACUUGAUCGAUUUAGGAUGAACAUCUGGAAGAAACGACGCUUAUAAAGUUUUCGGUGUUGGUGGUGCGUCUUUUUACGCGCGGUGCUCGGAUUUUUGCUGAAAACCGCGUGCAUUAAAAAAAAAAAAAUCAAAGUGUGUGGAAGAGAGUGGUGGAAGAUCGCGAGAGAUCGAGCACGAUGCGCUGAAGGAGAAGCGUCGAUUAUUGCGGGUCAAAAGCGGGGCGGCCUACAGGCGCGCUGAACAUUAAGUUAAAUCGCUUCAGCAGCGAGAGCGGGACUGGUAGAUAGUGUAAUAGUGAUAAGACGCAGUGAACGAGGGUGAAAGAGAGAGAGAGAAAGAGAGAGAAAGAGUUGGACAAAGCGAAGUCGCGUGACCUGGUCAACUUGAUGAUCACGAUAUCGCUAUGCUGCCGCGAAGUAGCGUUUUGCCGUUUGAAUAAAAAGAAAUCUACGCAUAACGUGACGCGCACGAGAAGAGAAUAAUACUCGAAUUACUUUGAAAUAUCGCUCAGGGGGAGCGAUGCUAGCGGCAAAAGACACGAAAGUGAGAAGUACCCGCAGAGAUCUCUUUUGAAGCGCAUUACGGGGUCGACGAUAACGGUGAUAGAACUGAACAGAUGUAACUGAGUACGCGCGCGUGGAGAGGCAACGCAUACACGCGCGUAUAAAUAGAAACGUACGGACGGUAGAAAAGAUUGAGAGAGAGAGAUCUGACGUCCGUGCGGCGCGGGAGCGGCUGUACUAAUUGCCCGUCGUAAUUGGGUUUUGUAAGGCUCACGCUUAAUUAGUUCGUGGUCUAACGUGAACGAUGAAGUGGUGCGUGUUGGUGUUGGUAUUCGUCGGUCUGACUAGGGGCGAUAAUGCCAUCGAUACGAACAACAUCUUCAAUUGUCCGGAACUCAAUGCUCAAGAUGAGAUAGACCUCGACAAGAUUAUGGGCAAAUGGUACGUCGUGGAAGUACUGGAACACAGGGUGGAUCCCACGAAACCCGUGAGCAGUUCGUACAUCGUUGACUCUUGUCCAAUCGUGAGGUUGAGGGAGCCGCUGUGGGAGCAUGCUGCAUUGAAAUUACUAUGGAGCGAGGAGUCCGGAAACGUGGAAUACACCUUCCGAAUACCAGAUAUCUCCAGAAGAAAGGGCUUAUGGCGGACUAUGGCCCCGCAGAACGGUAGCUUGACGGAGAGGCAGAAGUACAUGCAGUUCACCGGCAGCGUACACGUAAUGAAGGCCGUCGCCUCGGACAUGGUGUUGACUUUCUGCUCCCGGAAUCCCAACAAUCAGCUCUACUCCCUCCUAUUGUCACGCGAGCACAUUCUGCAGAAGAGCGACAAACGAGGCGUUCACAAUCUUCUGUCGCGCCGCGGCCUGAAGAUCGUGAGCAUCCGCGAAACCUGCAUGAACGGCGGCGUCGGAUUCAGACGGAGCGCACUCGAUCUCAUCGCCUGGACGACCCUCGUCGGCCUCCUCUCGUCGAGCGUACUCCUCAGGUCUUGGCAGUAGUGAAAUUAGAUGGACGAUCGAUCGAUCUCGAGACAUCCAAGAUCGCCAGAUCGCGCCUCAACCGUGUCUCACCGUCGCGUCGUGGACUAAUUAACGCGAUUGUGCUAACACUUUGGAUGCUGCCACGCGAGUAAUCUCAGAACAUUAAGCCGGGUUACGGAAAUCCGUCGACUGCACUCGACGUCUACACGUGCUACGUUAGUUGCCUAUCUGCAAGAUGCUCGCGCGCGCGCCAAAAUAAAUAAUUCUCGCGUCCUAAUUUUCCGUGUAAUUUAAGUAAAGUUUUUAAUUUACCAAACCGAUCUCUCUUUUUUUUAAAUUUGUUAUAAUUUGUUGCCUUAUUAACAACUAUUUUAAUUAACAAGUAUAACAUGCGGAUAAAUUACUGAAUAAAAGCAAACCGCAGAGUUUACCUUUUACGCGGUUACAAAGAAUGAAAUGUUAUACGUUACACAUUAAUAUUAAAUAAUGCAACAUUCAGGAGAGUAAUUGUUGAAAUUUUAAACCAAAAUAAAAUAAUUUAACAAAAUUAAAAUAAGUUUAAUAAUUAAUUUAAAUUAAAGUAAAAUUAAAUUCCAAACGAAGCAGUUAAUGAGCUCUACUUAUUAUAAUUUUCUUUUUUUAACCGUCUAGGGCACUCUCAACGUGUCGAUCGAUACGCAAACUAAUUUUAAGCGAGAGAGUCGCAUCCAAAGGGUUAAAAUUACACCGCACGGCGACGGACGCUCGAUCAUUGACAUCGAAGAUUUCUUCCGCAAUUAACUUAACGUCAUCGUGGAUACUCGAUCAACAUCACGGAGAGCGGAAUUGCGAUUUAGAUCCUAGGUGUUCCCGGUCUCAGGUAAUCGCACAGAAAGAACGAACCAACGUCGACGGGAUUUGCGAUUCGGCGACUUCGAAUGACGAUUUUCAAGGGGAUCGGAUCGCGAGAAGCGUAGCAAGAUCGAGCGUAAGAGGAGCAUCGAUAUCAUCUGCGAUUCCCAUGCGGGGGUGCUUCUUCCAUUCCAUCCCUUUAUAGAUUCACCCCGGAUCGUCGGCCACUCGAAUAUUUUUCAGCGACGUCCGCCGUCAUUUGUUCCUGUACCGAGAAUGAAUUACCCAUUAGGCGAUUUCUCUCUACCUCCCGUCGUGGACCCUCGCGAAUCCUCGUGGACAUCGCGCUCUUCGCCGCUCCGUACGGUUUUUAAUCAAAAGCCCCUUUGUAGCGAGCGCAAAAAGUUUAUUGCGAACAAAGCGCGAACACACUGCGGAGUUCAUUCUUUCUUCUCCCUUGAUGUUUUCUUGAAUUAUGUGUGCUCGUGUCCUCUCUCUUGUAACGAAUUCGCUGAACGACAUGAUUUUGCCGACUGAAUUAUUGAAAGGUCCGCCUCGAUAUACUACUACUUAAUGCAUUUGUAUUAAGUAAUAAUUAAGUAAUAAUUAUUUCUAGGCUAAUUAUUACUUUUCGUACGUAACGUUACUUCUUGCGACGCGGAUUUAAGUUUAUACGAACAGAUUCGUUGCGAAAGGGAAAAAAAGAGCACUCUCCCGAAGUUUCAGCAAAGUUGUUAAGAUCACUUUGCGUCCGUUGCGAAAAUACGCGGUUUCUCUCCCCACACCCCUCCCCACUUUAAUGGCGCAAAUCUCAACGAAAUCCGUAACAGAGGGAGAGUAAGAAUGACGGAACAUCAGAAUCUCUCGCGCGAGAACCGCGCCGAGGAUUUUCCGCAAAUACUUUUCCGAUAGCUGAGGGACGCGUACCCGUUUGGCGAACCCCUUGGCAUCCCUUUGACCACACUGAGGGAUGUUCGAGCGGCACUAACGUUUCUCUUUCCAUCUCUCUGUUCCCCUCGCCCCGGUACUUGUCCGUCAGAAAAGUUCCCUCGAAUUGCCUUAUCGUGGGGAACAUCUCGAUGCCAGAGUCGCGUCCCGCCGAUAAGAGCGCGGAUUACGGGGGAGAGAAAUGGGAACGCGAAGCUAAGAGAUGUCUGCAUUCUUGUGUGUCUCCGUCAAAUAGACGAAGAGAUAGAGAGGGAGAGAGAAGAAAAAUGAGGUAUGCUCUCAACGAUUUCGAGUUCCACUGAUGCAGCAACCUCAUGCAGAUUGCAGAACUGUCUGAACGGCGAUAAUGCCGUUCCGCGGGAAGAAGUUCCCCCGGGAUUCGCUUUGCCUCUUUCGAGGUUUUUCGCAUACGGGGUGCUCUUAAGAACGAGGCUAACGAUAACCAUGGUGCAACCGUGGUCACCACGGCCCAGGUCCCGCUAACGUCUUCAAAAGUGACAGUAAGACGCCACGGCUUACGAUAAAAGUUGCCUAUGUGCCUAUUUGAGUAACAAUUGAUAUACCGUUUGUACUAUCCUUUUAAUAUUGCCUUUUAUGAGAAACAAAUCAUCUCAUAUUUUCAAUCUCAUAUCUUAAUCUUGCUUUAUCAUGCAGAAUAUUAUAGAUACAUUUUAAAAGGUUAUUUGCAUUAAUUUUUUUUUAUUGUAAUCCCGAUGUGUAAGUUUUUGUUUUAUUUUUUUUUCACAAAACUUUUUUCACAAAAGUGUCGUAUUGAUCUGAAAGCUCGUGAGAUCUUUUUCAAGACACCUUGUAUUAUGCAGUUCGGGUCACGUAUAGCUCACGAAUGUCGCGACGUCGUCGCGACGUCGGUGUCGUUCUGUUUCGCUCUGCGCCGCGUAACGAAAUCACCGAAAUCUCCAUACUCACGCCUAGAAUUUUCAAACGACUACGCAAAUAGGUAAGCCCACAUUUUUCAACAGACCGUCGGCAAUUAUUGAUUCAUCAUCCUGAUUCACCGAAAGAGACGAAUCCGCACAAAACGAGUCUUUUACACGAUUAUCGAAUUAGUACUCCCGUUUGGGAUAAAAAAUAAACAAAUAUGUAUAAAGACCAGCAAUAGCUUUGACUGUCGAAUUUUUAUACAUCUCUCAAUGUUUUUAAUGUUUAAAAGAAGGAGGGAUACACACCGCUUCGGAAUUUUCACACGCGCAUUAUCGAAAAAUCGAUGUCUACGAAUAUCGCUUGAGACCGGUCCAACGUUGCGCAUAUUUACGAUAAAUAAUUGUAAUUUUGGCUAAAGUUUCGAAAAGAUUUUUGCUUCAAUUAUUAUAAAAUUUGGCGACAACGUCUCUCUCUUUUGAAAAAAUAAAAAACCGAAUUUUUCAACCCAAUCUUUCGAUUUUCACGAUGCUAAUUAAUAAUUCUGAUUGUUAAAUAAAAUUUCAAUCAACGAGUUGCUAAAUGCACAUUUUUAAAAUUCUCCGUUACACAUUAAAAUAAUUCGAGGUAAGUACGCUUUUCGGAACUUGGCUCGUAAUUUUAAGCGAAAGAUCUAAGUGUUCAAUUUAAAUGAAUCAGUACGACUGGAAGCCGCGUAAACAUCAUUUUUUUGUUGCGGAAAAGUUUAGUCACGAUCAGAAUUUUAUUCUCCAAAUGGAAGAUGAAAUAUGUUUGAUCGGUUAAAUCGACGUUCUCUCCUUGCACCCUUUAAACGCUUUACAGAAUAAAAUACCGUCCGCGGUUAACUCUCGAGAAAGAUCUGAUAUAUGCGGUUUCCAGUCGCAUCGAUGCAAAUAAUCACGUCGUACAUGAAUGAUUCGUGUCUCUGGAAAAAAAAAAAUAAAGAAUCGAACGUCGUUCUGCUGUACGACCACGAGACACGAUAUAAAUGCAUGUCGUACAUGUUUCCGAGUGUUGGCGAAUGUAAAAUGACAAUAGGUGUCAGCGGUCACGCUGAUUCUGCGAGGAUGGAUAGGUGUAGCAAAUCGUCGAAUAUUUAAAGUCUAAACUAUCGAACCAAAUAUCGCGUGAGGGAGGAUAUCAAUGUACCGUGACAAUUUCACAUUCAAUCUACAAUUCUCGAAUGUUUUCUCUACAGUUGUCUAGGAUUAAGAAUGUCAGUUAUCCGGUAAGCUACGCGAACGUAAUUAAAAUACAUAAUUCUUAGCGUUCUUUCCGUUGCAUGUGACACACAAAUUUUAUUGUUAAUAUUUAAGCUUCGUUAUUUUCCCGAUUUGUCAAAUUGAUAUGCAAUCAUAGAAUUAUAUAAGCUACGUGCGUGUGCGUAAGGAAAAUAACAGUUUAAUCCAACUGCUAGUAUAAUAACUAAAACAGCGUGAAAUAAUUAUUUCGCUUUGAAAUAUAAAAUCGCCCCUCGAAAUAUAAUAAUUAUAUUUAUUAUUUUGUUAAUUGUUUCAUAUAUAACUCUAUAAAGCAAAUUUAUUACUGAUUAUUGGGAUGCCGUUAUUACUAGAAAGUCUAUUAUAAAAUAACGUAGUUGUUAUAAAAUAAUCAUAUUUAUAUAUAUAUAUAUAUAUAUAUAUAAAGAUACGGUAUUAUAAUUAUCGAUCGAUGCAAUAUCAAGAUGCGAAGUGAUUGUGAUUAACGACGUAAUUAAAUUGAAAGCCAUUGUAGCAACGAUUACGCGAAUACAUUCCUUGAAAAGUCUGAUAAGCCUGAUGAAUCUCUUGGAUGAUUGUCAAAAUAUCCAAGUAAUUUAAUAAAUGACAAUUAAGACAAAAA
This is a messenger RNA of Solenopsis invicta (red fire ant), 6702 nucleotides long. RefSeq lists its product as uncharacterized. The transcript is spliced from 3 exons. The coding region runs from base 1507 to 2199 and encodes 230 amino acids. The record is from RefSeq and is a predicted model, not a curated record. NCBI's taxonomy places the organism in Eukaryota, Metazoa, Arthropoda, Insecta, Hymenoptera, Formicidae.